CAGGAAGGAAAAAGACAAAACCAAAUCAAUCUGAAGAAGAGAGACAAAGGAGGAGAAUUUUUUUCGAAAAAAUGCCGUCGCCACCGACGACGACUUCGCUGUCGGUAACACAGACGAUAAACGGAUCACACAGCUUUACAAUCAAAGGGUACUCAUUGGCGAAAGGAAUCGGGAUCGGAAAACACAUCGCGAGCGAUACUUUCACCGUCGGGGGUUACCAGUGGGCAAUCUAUUUCUAUCCUGAUGGGAAGAAUCCUGAAGAUAAUUCGGCUUAUGUAUCUGUUUUUAUUGCUUUAGCUAGCGAUGGUACCGAUGUUAGGGCUCUCUUUGAGCUUUCUUUGCUUGAUCAGAGUGGUAAAGGGAAGCAUAAGGUUCAUAGCCACUUCGAUCGUGCUCUUGAGAGCGGUCCUUAUACUCUCAAGUAUCGUGGCAGCAUGUGGGGCUACAAGCGUUUCUUUAGAAGAGCUAUGCUGGAAACAUCUGAUUUUCUGAAGGAUGAUUGUUUGAAAAUUAAUUGCACCGUUGGAGUUGUGGUCUCAGAAAUAGACUGCCCACGGUUACAUUCUAUUCACGUCCCUGCAUCUGAUAUUGGAUCUCACUUCGGGAUGCUUCUGGAGAAUGAGGACGGUUCAGAUAUAACUUUUAAUGUCUCAGGUGAAAUGUUCCGCGCUCACAGGUUGGUAUUGGCUGCUCGAUCUCCUGUCUUUGAAAGCGAGUUCCUUGAUGUUGUUACUGGGGAAGAAGAUCGUGAUAUUGAAGUUACUGACAUGGAGCCUAAGGUUUUCAAGGCUUUGCUCCACUACAUAUACAAGGAUGCUAUAAUUGAAGACGCGGAGUCAUCAUCAUCUUCCGGUUCAUCUGUUGGUCCAUCUGCAUCAGACACAUUAGCUGCAAAGCUACUAGGAGCCGCUGAUAAAUACAAGUUGCCUAGACUAAGUUUAAUGUGCGAGUCAGUGCUCUGCAAGGAUAUAUCAGUAGAUUCCGUUGCUAAUAUUUUGGCGCUUGCUGACCGCUACAAUGCUUCCGCCUUGAAAUCCGUAUGUCUGAAAUUCGCAGCAGAAAAUCUCAACGCUGUUAUAAGGUCAGAUGGGUAUGACUAUCUAAAGGAACACUGCCCAUCACUUCAAUCAGAGCUUCUGAAAACAUUUGCGGGAUGUGAAGAGGAGUUGAGCGGAGGAGGGAAGACAAGGAGCGUAUGGGGGCAAUUCUCAGACGGUGGAGCUGACACAAAUGAGAGAAACGGAAGACAGCCACAGACUUGGGGAGAUAUCAAUGGAGGAGCAGAGAGAAGCCAGAGUGUUUGGGUUCAAGUUGUGAACUCUAAUGCAAGCGGCAGAAACAACAAUAAUGACAACAAUAACAGUGAUGACCCAAUGGCAGAAGAUUGAGCAAAAUAAAAGGGUAAUAAAAAGCCAAAGGAGUAAGCUGAAAGUAGGAUCAGAUAUAUCGCUGAGAUCUUGUAACUUCCCACAACCGAAAGCUGUGGAUCAUAGGAGACGGUUUAGUGUUGUUGUAUUACGUUUUUUCGUGUAAUAAUUGGAGUCACUUUUGAUAAACUAAACAACACUCGUCAUCAAUAUAAAUUUAGUAAGAUUGUUCUGUUUUC
Molecule: messenger RNA, 1606 nt
Organism: Camelina sativa (false flax)
Lineage: Eukaryota; Viridiplantae; Streptophyta; Magnoliopsida; Brassicales; Brassicaceae
Product: BTB/POZ and MATH domain-containing protein 4
Biological process (GO): protein ubiquitination
Molecular function (GO): protein binding
Source: RefSeq, a predicted model, not a curated record